This is a messenger RNA of Cyanidioschyzon merolae strain 10D, 762 nucleotides long. RefSeq names its product photosystem II oxygen-evolving complex 23K protein. The transcript has a single exon. The coding region runs from base 1 to 762 and encodes 253 amino acids. The record is from RefSeq and is a predicted model, not a curated record. Gene Ontology annotation, biological process: photosynthesis. NCBI's taxonomy places the organism in Eukaryota, Rhodophyta, Bangiophyceae, Cyanidiales, Cyanidiaceae. Gene Ontology annotation, molecular function: calcium ion binding. Gene Ontology annotation, cellular component: extrinsic component of membrane; photosystem II oxygen evolving complex; photosystem II.
AUGUUUUUGGCCCAGACAAGUCCGGCGCCAAGUCGUGUGGCUGCCCUGCGUCCUUCAACCAGUUCAGAGAGGAAGCAGCAUUCCUGGGUGGCUGCGGGAGCACCUUCUCAGAGGCUGUUCAGCAGCUGCAGCGGCGAACGCACGGAACGGCCUGCGUCUGCGCUUCCGUCGUCUGGUGCAACGACUGGAGCGCUGCACUGGACCCGGCGCUCGCUGAUUCAAACAACGCUGUUGUUGGCUGCGGGCUGUGUGGCGGGUUCACCUGCUCUCGCGGAGAAGGCGACAGCGGAAGCACCAGCAGUUCCGCGGGACGUUCGCAACCAGCUCGAGCUGUACGUGGAUCUUCAGCGCGGUUACAAGAUGUAUCGCCCGAAGGGCUGGAACGAGUUUGACGGAGACCCAGGGAAUACGAAAUACGAGAAAAAAUUCCAAGACAUCAUUCAGCCCCUGGAGUUUGUGACCGUGUUCUCGAUCCCUGUGAAACCGGGUAAAACGCUGGCGAGCCUCGGCGAUGCGGAAGCUGUCGGGAAGCGUCUUGCGGAGCAGCGCGGCGCAACGCUUGUCGCUGCCAACCAGAAGGAGUCGGACGGUAUUCUUUACUACGUGUUCGAGUACGUGCGAGAGCCUGCACAUCAGCUGAGUCUGCUAACGAUCAACCGCGGCCGCUUGUUCAGCGUGAACGCCUGUGCGAGUGAGGCGAGAUGGAAAAGGCUGGAAAAGCUCCUGCGAGCAGUUGUUGAUAGCUUCGUCCCACAGCUCUAG